Cryphonectria parasitica EP155 is the source of this 1381-nucleotide messenger RNA. Its product is annotated as acyl-CoA dehydrogenase NM domain-like protein. Bases 14 to 1297 code for a protein of 427 amino acids. Gene Ontology annotation, molecular function: glutaryl-CoA dehydrogenase activity; fatty-acyl-CoA binding; flavin adenine dinucleotide binding. The record is from RefSeq and is a predicted model, not a curated record. Gene Ontology annotation, biological process: fatty-acyl-CoA biosynthetic process; fatty acid beta-oxidation using acyl-CoA dehydrogenase. The transcript is spliced from 3 exons. NCBI's taxonomy places the organism in Eukaryota, Fungi, Ascomycota, Sordariomycetes, Diaporthales, Cryphonectriaceae. Gene Ontology annotation, cellular component: mitochondrial inner membrane.
UCCCAUCAACAACAUGUACAAGACGGUUCUCUCACGAUGUGCGCGGCAGACAGCACCGGCACUACAAGUUGGCGCCCGCCGAAGCUAUGCAGCCUCCGCCUCGUCGCCGCCAUUUGACUGGCAGGAUCCCCUCAACGUGAAGAACCUCCUGACAGAGGAGGAGCUGGCGAUAGCCGAGACGGCGGAGAAGUACUGCCAGGAGCAGUUGUUACCAAGAGUCCUCCAGGCCUACCGCGACGAAAACUACCACCGCGAAAUCCUCUCCGAGAUGGGUGCCCUGGGUCUUCUCGGCGCGACUAUCGACGGGUACGGCUGCGCAGGCGCCUCUACGGUGGCUGGCGGGCUGAUCACAAAGGCUGUCGAACGCGUCGACAGCGGCUACAGGUCGGGCAUGUCGGUGCAAUCCUCGCUCGUUAUGGGAGGGAUAUAUGAGUUCGGCACAGAGGAGCAGAAGGACAAAUUCCUACCAGGCAUGGCCAAGGGCGAGGUGCUGGGCGCCUUCGGCCUGACAGAGCCGAAUCACGGCUCGGACCCCGGGUCGAUGGAGACGACAGCGCGCCCACACCCGACCAAGGAGGGAUACUACCUACUGAGCGGUGGUAAGACGUGGAUCACGAAUAGCCCGAUCGCCGACGUGCUGAUGGUUUGGGCCAAGCUGGCGGAGACGGGCAAGAUACGAGGGUUUCUGGUGGAGAGGUCGAGGUGUCCAGCCGGCACGCUCGAGACGCCUCCCAUCAAGAACAAAAACGGCUUGCGGGCGAGCAUCACGGGUAUGAUCCAGAUGGAUGACGUUCCAGUGUCCAAGGAAAUGAUGUUCCCACACGUCGAGGGCCUCCGAGGCCCGUUCUCGUGCCUCAACAGCGCACGCUACGGCAUCGCCACGGGCACGAUCGGGGCGCUGGAGGACUGCAUCGCUAGGGCGCGGACAUAUGCGCUUGAGAGGACGCAGUUCAAGGGGAACCCAAUCGCCAAGUACCAGCUGGUGCAGAAGAAGCUGGCAGACGCCACGACGGAUGCGGCAUACGGCAUGCUGGCGGCGAUCCAGGUGGGCCGGCUCAAGGACGAGGGCAAGGCGACGCCCGAGAUGAUCAGCAUGGUGAAGCGGCAGAACUGUGACCGCGCGCUGCAGGGGGCGAGGACGCUGCAGGAGGUCUUUGGCGGCAACGCGGUCAGCGACGAGUACGGCGUGGGGAGGCAUGUGGCCAACCUGUUCGUGACGCAGACGUAUGAAGGACAGAGUGACAUCCACAGUUUGAUACUUGGAAGGGCUAUCACCGGCACCCAGGCAUUUGCUUGAGGCCUACCUGGCUGUCACUAAAGGUGUGAGCCGUGUCACGAUCACCUCAUCCGGGCUAGUAUAUAUAGGGAACUCAUUGUAGCC